CUUGCUUGAAUCUUGAGUGAGAAGCAAGAAGUAAGUUACUGACACUGUCCGUCAGGCGUCAAAGGAUUUUAACAUGAGGGAACUUCAGUAAACACUGAACAUUUUAAGUUUUUUUUCUUCAAAAUAAUGCCAUUACUAAAUUUUGAGAACUGCAAAUUAGUGACUUCUAGGUUUCACAGUGAGCAAUAAACAUAAGUUACUAUUCUUGCUUUGGGUUUCAGGCCAAUUAAAAAUAUUGUCAAGUUAUGGGUUUGCAGUACCUAGUAGCUUAAGUUAAGUCUACGUUGUUCUACAAGUUAGCCUAGGCCUAAGUUAGGCAACAUUGAAUAGUGAUAGGCCUAAGUACUGAAGUACUUCCUAUGGCUGGAAAAAGCAGUGUUGAUCCAAUGGAAAAUUUGCAAAAGAGACCUUCCAAAGGAAUAUUAAAAACUUCUUCAAGUUUUGAAGCUCCAGAUGCUCCUCAAAAGAAGGGGAAAAUGUGCAAAAACAAAGCUACAAAGUGGGACGAAAUGAACAUUAUUGCUACACUUCAUCCGGCAGAUAAAGACUACGGCCACAUGAAGGUGGAUGAGCCAAAAACUCCUUUUGAAAGAAUGCCAGAGGAUGAUGAUGUUGAUGAACUUGAUGCCCAGCUGUUAGCUGACAAGAUCCGAUUGGGUAGUGCGCAGCCGAGGAAAUGCUCCAUUCCUGUAGAAUCAGAGAGUGAAGGGGAGGAAGAGGAAACAGAAGAACAGAGAGCACUCCGGAAAGCCUUUGAAACCAAACGAAAAGCACAUUACAACGAAUUCUUGGCAGCUAAAAUGGCCCGAAAGUACAUCAAUGAUGAGGAGGAGGAGGAAGAAGAUGAUGACAAAGGAAAGGAAAGCGAAAACACAAACAUCGAUUCGAGAACAACCAAGUAGGAGAGCAUUUGGAAGUGCCUGUUUGCUCCCAAACACUUUGUCCACAUAUUUUGCUGUUGUUGCAACAAAUGCCGAAGACGAUGAGACUUCCAUUUACCUUAGUCUAUUUUGAGACAUGUCAAUGCAAGAUCUCAGCAAUACCAAGCCAUUCUCAUGUCUCUGUUGUUACGGCAGUUUAUUAUAUUUUAAAUAAUUCCUGUGAUAGAUUUUCAUAUUAAUAUUUGUCUAUUUGUACAUAAUGCAUUUAAGGAUGAAAACUUGGCUGUUUUAGGGCAAUUAUUUUAUGAAUGUGUACGUCUCUUUAUGUGUCUGAAAUUAUUUAACUGUAUAAAAAUAUUAAAUCUGAAUGAUUGUAAAACUAAACAGUGAUUAUAAAAUGUAUUUAAUAAAGUAUGCAAAGUAAUGUAGUAAAAGUAUGCAAAGUAAAAUUUAUCAAACACUCUUUACACUUCGUGAGUAGAAGAAUGAUUAAAUGAGAAUGUGUAGAAGUUGUUAAAGAGGUUUGGAUGUUUUUAACCAACAACUCAGUUGCUUUAACAGCUGAUCCUGCAAAUCUUAACAGUUAAGUUUGUUAGUUGAUUGUUUUGUUUGUUUAUUUUUUUUCUGACAAUCUUUAUUGGACAUUCGGGCAUUUUACAUGUCCUCUACUCUACAGCAAGAUUCAAGUACAGGACCGUUAUAGGAAUACUUUAAUUUUAUGAUAUUUAUUUUAUUUUCAAUUUAAAAUAUUGAGUUUUUGUAUGUUAAAACAUCUUUAAACAAAUUAGGUACUUUAAAAGUAUGCCUCAUUCACUUGUAUCAAAGGCCUUAGUACUGCAAACAUUGUUUUAAAUACUUUCCCGCAACUCUGCAUCCAGUACAUAACUGGUUAUGACAUUGUACUAAUACUGUUAAAAAAAAUAUUGCUUAAGGUUCUGCUACUCUACGUAGUAAAGGAAAUGGACGGGACACGGAAAGGAAACAAACCGGACCAAUCCUGGUUCUAGAGCUACAUUUCAUGGUAUAAGGAAAGGAAACUACUGAAAACAAUUUCCUUCGAAAAUGAGCAAACUAGUGAUGGUCGAAACCAGAAAUUUUGAAUCUCAAAACCGAAACUUUAAAAAAUCUAACCUUGAAUCUCAAAAACCUAAACACGAAACUUUCUUACGUAGCUGGUUACAAAGGUCAAAGUUACAAAAAAAUACAGGUAAUAAUUAAAUACUUUACUUACAUUAGUUACUUUACUUUUCAUUUAAAUGGAUGCCAUCAAAACUGAAAGAGAUCAAAUCCUGACCGCUGACCCUGAUAUAAAAACUUUCUCAAAUUGAGAAAGAAUAGUCAGUAUGAAAAAAAUGUGUACUAAGGUCUGUAUGUUUUAUCUAAUAAAUCCUAUUCAA
This is a messenger RNA of Macrosteles quadrilineatus (aster leafhopper), 2278 nucleotides long. RefSeq names its product protein phosphatase inhibitor 2-like. The coding region runs from base 360 to 902 and encodes 180 amino acids. The transcript has 5 exons. Gene Ontology annotation, biological process: regulation of signal transduction. Gene Ontology annotation, molecular function: protein phosphatase inhibitor activity. NCBI's taxonomy places the organism in Eukaryota, Metazoa, Arthropoda, Insecta, Hemiptera, Cicadellidae. The record is from RefSeq and is a predicted model, not a curated record.